ACACUCAGCACAGCACAACAUCCUCUCAGAAAUACUACAACAGGGAGAUCGAUCGAGCGGAUCCAUCCCAAGCCAAUGGCAGCCAAGAGCCUUCUUCUCGCCGCCCUCCUCGCCCUCGCCGUCGGCCUGGCGCCGCACGGUGCUGAGGCGGGCAAGGAGCAACCACUGGUAAUCGCCUCCGGCGUGGUGCCAUGCAGCGCCGGGAGCUCCAUCAACGCGGCCGCGGUUCCGCCGUUCCCGAACGCCGCCGUGCAGAUGGUGUGCGGCCGCGAUGUGAUGGCCAGCGUGACGGCCGACCGCAGCGGAGCCUACACCAUGAACAUGGGCCCGGCCACCUCGGCGCUGCUCGCCCCUCUGCUCGGCAACCAGUGCAAGGUGGUGGUGCUCACCCCGCUGGCCGCGUGCAACGCGUCCCUGGCCAGCGUCACCGGGACGCUGGCCGCACCGGUGCAGCUCCUGGGUAUUGAGAGCGGCAGCGGCAGCGGCGGCCUCGGGGGCCUUGGCGGCCUAAUUGGCCUCAUCGGCCAGAUCGUGGGCGGACUCCUCGGCGGCAUCCUUAACAUCAUCCCAUUGCCCUUCUCCGUCGUCUAGAUCUCCGACUACAACCGGCCGGCUUGUCGACGGACCUAAAUAAAUACGUGCCAACCUAGCUAUCAAUGUACCCAAUGGUCAACUAUAUAUCCCCGCCUUAUUAUGUAAAUGUGGUAUGUGUUACAGCUUCUAAGAAGCACAUAAGUAAGCAUAUCGCGUAAUACUCCGAGUGUGUGUCGUGUGAUCAGUGUUCGUUUGUGACAAAUAAAGCUACGUCUGUGAUUUCUAUA
Messenger RNA from Hordeum vulgare subsp. vulgare (domesticated barley), 821 nucleotides. Its product is annotated as phylloplanin-like. NCBI's taxonomy places the organism in Eukaryota, Viridiplantae, Streptophyta, Magnoliopsida, Poales, Poaceae. The record is from RefSeq and is a predicted model, not a curated record. The coding region runs from base 76 to 591 and encodes 171 amino acids. The transcript has 2 exons.